AAUAGGGGCGCCUCCCCCGAGGGCUCGGCAGGGCCGUGUGAAGUUAUGGCGGUGCUGGUGCUGGUCCGCUCUCCGCUGCCGCGGCUUCGCACUCUGCUCCAGCGUUACUGGGGGCAGCUGGAGCGCGGCCUCCGGCCGGGUGUCUUCGGGAGCCAGAACCCGCCCUGGGGAGCAGCACUAGCUGUGCAAGGUCCAGCUCUUGUUCCACAAGGGAUGAAUGGCGGCGAGAGCAGCGCCAAGGCGCCGAGCCUGCUGGAGAGUGUGGUGUGGAUGGCAGCGCCCAAGCACAGACGCACCAUCGAGGUGAACCGCUGCAGGCGGAGGCAUCCCACCAAGCUCAUAGAAAUAAAGAGGAAUAUAGAUGUUUGUCCUGAAUGUGGAAACUUGAAGCAGAAACACGUCCUUUGUGGCUAUUGUUACGCGAAAGUCAAAGAAGAAACUCGACUGAUACGGAUGGAAAUACACAAGAAGGAAGGAGGACCACUUAAUGCUCCAGCUGUAGAGAGUGUUGUCCUUUAUGAAGGAGAAAAACCCACAGAAAAAGAUGAAGGCAAGCGGAUCAUUGAGAGAGCCAGGAACCGCCCAUCUUGGUUUGUUCAAAAUUGAUGCUGUAAAAUUAGUGGUGGCAAAAGCAGUUGCUGCAGGAAGAGAAACUGAUUUUCAAGAAUGUUUUUCUUGUUCACUCAGUGCGAACAGAACUCCUCUGAACCUUUGAGACGCCUGCUUGAAUUUUGUGUCAUGCGCAUAUGGUUUUACAGUCAGAUGUUGUUUCUCUCGCAUGUAGUGAGAAAUGCUUCUCAGUGAUACAUCACAGCAGUCAACAGAGAGAAAUCAGGAUCUGCCUUGGAUUUGGAUAUUUGCAUAUCAUUCCAUGAACAGUUUGUAUGCUGAUGUUCUAUGCUGGUUUUGUAAAUAACAUCUUUUAAAUUCAUGGACAGUACAAUAAAGUUUGCUAAGUGUCCCAGGGAAAUUUGCUUUCUGGUUUUGGCUGUUGCUCUUUUGGAGGGGAAAAACGUUUAAAAGUGAUACUGAUUAGAAACAAAGGAUGUUUGCAAGGAAAGAUGCAGUUAUUUCCUUUAUGUGGGUUUCCACAAUGUUGCCAUUUGAGAUAAUUUGUGAUAGUCCUAGGUUUGAGCAAUAUAGUGGUUGCAGCAUAGUAUUUACAUUUUUUUCUGCACUGGAUGAUGGUUGAGUGUUCCUUGCUGUUGUCAGUAUACGAGAUAAUUUUCUAUCCUAAAGGGAUGUGGAAAGCCUCUUUUCCCUCCCUCAACAUACACUUGAGUAAAAAACUGAAUUGAAAAGUAAUGACUGGAAAUCUGUAAAUGUGAGAGGGGGUCAAAGCUGUCUCUUUCUAGCUGUUCAGUAGUCUGGGUGGUCAGUCUGUCCUUGGAAAACUGCAGCCAGCCAUGUUAUCUGGAGAAGUUCUGGGCAGAGAGGGGGCAGCUCUGCCUCCACUCUCCACUGGUGCCCUUCAGAAGUAAAGUUGCAGCACCUGCCUGUAUUUUCACUUUGGUGUUAGCCACACAGCAGUACCACUGCAUUACGGGUUUAAGUCUGUUUUAUGUUUUUCUUUGGAUUUUCAGUAUACAGAUAGUAUACAUAGUAGUCUUUGGUUUUGUGCCUCAGCCAUUCUAGUAGCUAUUUGCUGACAAAAAAUGCAAACCUGCUCCAACCCUGUCACAGAAUCCCAGAAUCCCUAGGUUGGAAGAGCCCUGCUAGAUUGUCCAGUCCAACCCAUGCCCUAACAGCACCUCAACUAAAGCAUGACAGCAUGACCAGCCAAUCAUUUUUUUAACGCAUCCAGGGAUGGUGACUCCACCACGUCCCCUGGGCAGACAAUCCCAGUCUUUUAUUACUCUUUCUAGAAAAGACUUUUUCCAAACAUCCAACCUAAAUUUCCCCUGGUGCAGCUUAAGACUGUGUUCUCUUGUUCAGUCAGUUGCUGCCUGGAAAAAGGGACCAAGCCCCACCUGAGUACAACCACCUUUCAGGCAGCUGUAGAGAGUGAUAAGGUCACCUGCGAGUCUCCCUUUCUCCAGGCUAAACAACAGCAGCUGCGUCAGCCAUUCCUCAUAGGACACGUGUUGCCAGCCCUUCAGCAGCCCCCUUGCCCUCCUUUGGAUGCGUGUGCUCGUGGGCCUUGCAGCUGGUGGCAGAGAAGCAGCUUCUAGUGCCGUGCCAAAGAGAGGAAUGACUGGGACACGUAGCCGCAUAGCUAUAUAGAUAUAUAACUAGAGUGUAUAUAUAGAAGUCCAAAGCUUUUUAUUAACAGUUGUGUUUUUAAUAGAUAGCGAUACUGGAUAAACUGCUAGAUAAACUAGAUAGUGAUAGUGAUAGUUUACUAAUUAUGAAAUUAUUUCAUAAAAAGCUGUAGCACAUAUAGAAUGUCACUUCCUGUUGUGACCCAUAUGAAGACUCUGUAGUUACUGUGCUUAUGCGAGGCAAGAUUUUCAUAACAUUGAAGUAUUUAUAAAAUAUAUAGUAUACACAUAUUGAAUACAAAACAAUAGGUUAACAAAAUGGAAAUGAAAGUAAAAACCAAAUUCUAUCGAACUUCUACAGAAUUACACAGAAUAAUAGCUAUUCAUACUGAAAUCUUUGCUGAAUAUAUAGAAUGUUCUGUAAUGACAAAAAUCAUCAUCAUAGAUAUGAUAACAACACACUAAAUUCUGUAUGUAUGUCAUGUCACUAUCUCGAGUGACAAUAUUUAUGCUCUGCAGUUACUGUAUUUAUGACGGGAAAGUUGUCUAUUACAGAAAGAUAUUUUUAAAAAUAGAUAGAAUGCAUAUCACAUGUCGAAUAUUUGCCUACAGAAAUACGGCCACCUACAGUGUCACUAUCUGUUUGGACAUACAUGAAUGCUCCAUAGUUAGUGUACGUAGGCCUGGCAAGCAUGAAACUGCUUUGCUGUUUUUUCAAUAAAAUGCAAUCUUACAGAA
Molecule: messenger RNA, 2939 nt
Organism: Prinia subflava (tawny-flanked prinia)
Lineage: Eukaryota; Metazoa; Chordata; Aves; Passeriformes; Cisticolidae
Gene: MRPL32
Product: mitochondrial ribosomal protein L32
Exons: 3
Coding region: 46-606 (186 amino acids)
Biological process (GO): translation
Cellular component (GO): mitochondrial large ribosomal subunit
Molecular function (GO): structural constituent of ribosome
Source: RefSeq, a predicted model, not a curated record